This is a messenger RNA of Solanum lycopersicum (tomato), 1977 nucleotides long. RefSeq names its product protein NRT1/ PTR FAMILY 1.2. Gene Ontology annotation, molecular function: transmembrane transporter activity. Gene Ontology annotation, cellular component: plasma membrane. NCBI's taxonomy places the organism in Eukaryota, Viridiplantae, Streptophyta, Magnoliopsida, Solanales, Solanaceae. Gene Ontology annotation, biological process: transmembrane transport. The record is from RefSeq and is a predicted model, not a curated record.
UAUCGAAAUAUAUUUUAAUAUAAUAUGGAAAUCUGGACCAUUCAUUUUACUGAAUUUAGAUCAUCGAAUUUAAAGCAAGGAAGGUGUACAUAUAUCAGUUGAAGAAACUGAAAAGGAAAAAAAAGUGUUAGUAAAAAUGGAGAGUGAAAGAGAAUUAUUAUUUGUUGAAGAAAACCCAAGAAAGGGUGGUCUUAGAACAAUACCAUUUAUCAUUGUGAAUGAAUCAUUUGAAAGGGUUGCAAGUUUUGGUUUACAAUCGAAAAUGAUAAUCUAUUUGAUGACAUAUUAUAACAUGAGUGCUGCAACUGGAACUAGUAUUCUUGGACUAUGGAAUGCACUUUCAAAUGGAUUGGCUCUUUUUGGAGCAAUUAUUGCUGAUUUUUACUUGGGUCGGUAUAGGGCUGUUGCCUAUGGAUCCAUCUCCACUCUUAUUGGAAUGAUAAUUCUAUGGCUCACAGCGAUGAUUCCACAACUCAAGUCUUUAUCUUGCUCUGAGAUCCAUCACGUUUGUAAUGGACCAACAACACUCCAACUUGCUGUUCUGUUUUCGUCUUUAGGGUUUAUGUCAAUUGGAGCUGGUUUUGUUAGACCUUGUUCUAUAAUAUUUGGUGCUGAUCAAUUGGAAAAUAAAAAGAACCCCGAGAACCAAAGGAUUCUUGAAAGCUAUUUCAAUUGGUACUAUGCUAGCUCAGGGGUUUCAACGAUUCUCGCAGUUACUCUUAUCGUUUAUAUUCAAGAUCUUUAUGGUUGGAAAGUUGGCUUUGGUGUCCCUGCUAUCCUUAUGUUUUUGUCCGUCUUAACGUUCCAAAUCGGUUCUCCUCUUUAUAUCAAAGUGAAAGCUAAAACUACUGAAAACUUGGUUAUAGGAUUGUUUCAAACAGCUGUAGCAGCUUUUAGGAAAAGAAAUACCCGUCUUUCAUCGACUAACUAUGAUGAAUUGUAUCGUUGGCCACUUGAAUCAGAGGUCUUGCCUCCAUCAAAGGACUUUAGGUGUUUAAAUAGAGCUUGCAUAAUUGAAGAUCCUCAACGAGAUUUGAAUCCCGAUGGAUCAGCUUCAAAUCCAUGGAAUCUGUGUAGUGUGGAACAAGUUGAAUCACUCAAAGCUCUUAUUAAAGCACUUCCUAUGUGGUCUACCUGUUUCAUGAUUUUCGUGGAUAUGAAUAUAUUUUCAUUUUCCUUGCUUCAAACCAAGACGAUGGAUAGACACAUCUUCCCUCACUUACAAGUACCAGCAGCAUCAUUCAGUGUGUUUAUGAUUACUGCUUUAACAAUCUGGAUUGCUUUCUACGACCGUGUUUUGAUCCCUUUGCUAUCAAAAUAUACUGGACAGCCUAGAGGGCUAAGUCCUGUUACCAGAAUGGGGAUUGGGUUAAUAGCUUCCGGUAUGUCUAUUGCAUUGUCAGCAAUAACAGAAAGCAUAAGACGACAAAGGGCAAUAGAGGAAGGACAUGAGGACGAUCCAAAUGCUUUAGUGAACAUGUCUGCUAUGUGGUUCGUGCCACAGUAUGCACUACUCGGAGUAGCUGAGGCUACCCAUGGAGUCGGACAGGUUGAGUUUUUCUACGCUUUAUUUCCCAAAAGCAUGUCCAGCAUUGCCUCAUCUAUGUACACUGUUGGGACUGCUGUGUCGAGUUUGCUUGGAAGUAUUCUGGUGAGUAGUGUGGAUUGGCUUUCAUCAACGGGAGGUAAAACGAGCUGGCUUUCGAGCAACAUUAACCAGGGUCACAUUGAUUACUUUUUCUGGUUGCUUUCUUUCUUCAGUUUUCUAAACUUCUUAUAUUUUCUGCUUGUCUGUCGAUUUUAUGAAUCUCUCAAUGAUGGGAGGAGUAGGUCAUCUCAUGUGGCAAAAGAGAAAGAAUGUGAUUAUAGACUCUUGCAUGAAUCUUGAUGUUAUAUGUUGGAGUGCAUUGUUAAAUGAUGCAAUUAGUACUAAUUAUUUUAUUAUUAAUAAAUAGUGUGACCACAGUUCUAUUCUUU